CUAUUAAGCGGAUAAGUCGCAUCCGACCGGUUAAAAAUAAUCAUAAUAUCAGUAGAAAAUAAGUGCAACGUAAUGAUGUGAUAUUCAAUACACAAACAAAUGGCAACAGCAGCAAAAACAGUUCAACAAAAAUAUAAUAUCUAUGGUUUAUAAUUGCGCACAGUAAACAACACAGAAAAUCAGUUAGAUCUUAAAUCGAAAAGGAGAGCUACGUGCGGUUCGAUAAGGAAGUAUGGGAAAUCCAAAAAAAAAAUUCAGCUAGACUGUAAAUAAAAUAUAUUAAUAACACACGUGUAAACAAUUUAAUCUAUAAUUAGGAGAAACAACCGAUUUAAUGAUUGAAUUCUACGGUAAUAAUUCUAGAACAAAUAACAAAUUAGAAUGAAAAACAGCUUUAAAAAAAAGUACUACUAUUACAGAAUAAAUAAUUCUAAUUAUUAUUAUACUAACAAUAAUUGGUAAAUAUAAAAACAAUUGUGUAAGUGAAAUACCCUAUUACUGAUAUACCCUAAAACUCAAGGUUUACGGUCAGAAGUCUAAUCUCUGACAAAUUUGCACAACAAACCCCGAUUGCCAUGCAAAUAUUGAAAAUUUAAUCUAUUGAUAGGCUGCCUUUGGCGGUUAAAUUUUGAAUUUCGAAAGCUUAGUGGUAAAAAUUCGCGAAAGCAUAAAAGCUUUGAACCCAACACCCCUUAAAUCGAAGGGAAAACACAUUUAACAUCGCGGGAGAGAAGGCGAGUGCGCAGACUAAAAAUGAGCGCCACAGAGGCACCCACCGGAAAUGUGGCACAAAGACGCGGCAGUCGAACUAGUGAACACAGUGAGAACAGCGCUUCCGGUGAUGCUAGGGAGCAUCAUCGGGACGAGGGGCAGAGACGCACCCCCUGCCAGUGGGCGUGGCACGUGGUCAAAUCGACCUCCGUGGAGCCCACAAUGUUCCUGUACAUGUCCGCCUUCAUGAUCACCUCGGUGGUGGAGCAGAACUUCUUCCUGUACAAGUCCUGUCGCGUGAACAACAAUUUCACGGAGGAGAUCUGCCGGAAUCUCAACAAGGCGGAGAACGAGGACUACUGGCGAAAGUCAACAUCAACCAAUGCCCGGUUCCUCCAGUGGGAGAGCAUCUCCGCCCACGUUUUCACCAUUAUUUUGGCCCUUUUUUUGGGCUCCUUCUCCGAUCGUCGCGGCAGAAAGUUGCCAAUGCUCAUGGGACUGGUGGGCAAGUUCAUUUACUCCACGAUGAUAGUGGUCAAUGCCAGGAUGCCCACGUGGCCGGUGGAGUACAUCAUCUAUACGGCCACCCUGCCAUCGGCCUUGACGGGUGCGGAUGUGGCCAUUUUUGCCUCCUGUUUCGCCUACAUCUCGGACAUUUCCACGCUGGAGCAGCGCACCAUUCGGGUGACCAUUCUGGAUGUGAUCUACCUCAGUGCCAUGCCUCUGGGCGUGGCCCUGGGAUCGCAUCUCUACUACAAUGUCUUCAAUCAGUCCUACGCGGACAUGUUCACCGUGAACGCCUCGCUUCUGGCACUGGCCAUUAUCUACACUUUGUGCGCCCUGAAGUGGCAGACGACUCCCAGACAGCGUUCGUUGAGGGAACUGGGUUGGUGUGGAUUCUGGGGUGACUACUUUGACAUGCAGCACAUGAAGGACUCGCUGACGGUGCUGGCGAAACCGCGAAAAGGCCACAGACGCAGCUUUCUCAUUAUCCUGAUGAUCAGCAUGGCCCUGUACACAUUCCAGCGGGACGAGGGGCAUUACCUGUACAUGUACACCCAGGGCAAGUUCAAAUGGGAUGUCAGUGCGUUCAGCAACUUUAAGACCUUCAAGUCGUCAGCCUACGUGAUUGCCAUGCUACUAGGGGUGCCACUAAUGAACAAGCUUCUCGGUUGGAGCGAUACGGCCAUCGUCUUUGUUGGCACCUGGGCCCAUUCGAUAGCCCGACUGUUCUUCUAUUUUGCCACCAAUACCGAUUUGCUCUACGCUGGAGCCGUGGUCUGUAGUUUGGGUCCGAUUGUGGGUCCCAUGAUCAGGGCCAUGGCCUCUAAAAUUGUACCCACAUCGGAGCGUGGAAAGGUAUUUGCCCUACUAUCUGUUUGCGAUAAUGCGGUGCCCCUUAUCAGCGGAGUUUGCUAUUCGCAAAUUUAUCUGGCCACCAUGAAUACCAAUUAUGGAGGAACUGUCUUUAUGCUAACUAUUGCCACCCAGAUAGCUGUCUUUGUACUGAUACUUUGCAUUCAUAUUAUUUUGGGCAAGAACUCACUGGCCGUUCCAGAAGUUCCAGAGAAGGAGAGCGGACUUAUAAACCAAAAGGAGGCUAUCCAGGAGACUACUUCUGAGGAGGAUAAAAGUUAGCUAGGCCUGUACAUAAUACACACUAUGAUUCCUAAAAAAGACAUGAAUUCAGGGAAGGCAGCUAUUGCAUUGGAAAUGUUUCCCAUGGAUACCAGUCCCAUAAAAGCGCCUUCAAUAAAUAUAAUAUAUUUUCCUAA
Messenger RNA from Drosophila subpulchrella, 2486 nucleotides. Its product is annotated as proton-coupled folate transporter. Gene Ontology annotation, biological process: transmembrane transport. Bases 754 to 2349 code for a protein of 531 amino acids. Gene Ontology annotation, molecular function: transmembrane transporter activity. The record is from RefSeq and is a predicted model, not a curated record. NCBI's taxonomy places the organism in Eukaryota, Metazoa, Arthropoda, Insecta, Diptera, Drosophilidae. The transcript has 6 exons. Gene Ontology annotation, cellular component: membrane.